UCGGGAAACCAAACCAUUGGUUGGCCAACCACCCCUCGCCACUGCCAGCCGGGGCUCCGGUCCCACACCUACCGCCUCGCUGCCGCCCUGGCCCACGCGCGGGUGAGAGGGGGGACGGGGCGGCAUGUGGCCCCACCACGCCUAUCGGGUCGGGCGGCUGCCGCUGCGGGGAUCCCCAAUCCGGUCGCUCGCCUCGCCGCGCGCGGCGGUUCGUGCUGCCAGCGAGGACGGGGAUCGAGUUGAGCGAGCCCGCCGAGGAAGCUGCCCACCGCCGCCCGGGCCGGUGGUUGUAAGAGCCGCCUCUCCGGCCCCGCUUCCCCUCUUCUUCCUCUCCCCCCACUCCCCAACCACUCCCCCUCCGCGCCGCGUCGAUCCAUCUCGUCCGGGGCGGCAGGAAGCCGAAGCAGCUCGACGCGAGAGAAGAGCAAAGCAAGCGAGGGGUUGGACGGUCGGACGCGGGAACAGGACCGCAGCUGACGCGGCGGCGAGACGGCGGGGAGGGAUGGACGGGCACGGCGGCGGGGCCGGGGCGGGCGGUAAGCUGACGCGGACCCCGUCGUCGCUGCUCCGCUCGCCGACCGUCCGCGCCGGACCCGGCGCCGGCGCCGCGUCUUUCCACACGCUGCUCGACGACCCGGAGCCCGACGACAAGAAGGCGCAGGCCCCGCCGCCGCCGCUCGCCAGCAAGCCCGGGGCGCUGCUCCGCCCCGGCCCGGCCCAGUCCGCGCUGCUGCUGCUCCUCCUCCCGGCCCUCGCGCUCGUCGCGCUGCUCCUGGGCGGCGGCGGGGGGCACCACCUCGCGCUCCUGGCGGCCGCGGCGGGGGCUGCGCUCGCCGCCGCCGCGGCCGUCGCGCGGCUCCGCGCCGGCGGCGCCCGGGCGCGCGCCUCCCCGGCGCACCAGCUCGCGGCCUCCGUGCGGUGGUUCAUCGGCGAGGGUGAGGGCGGGGAGCAGCAGCAGCAGCGGGGGGCGAGGAAGGGGAGGCGCGCGGAGGUGCGGGAGGGCGUCGAGUUCUACAGCAACGGGGACCGCUACGAGGGGGAGUUCCACGGCGGGCGGUGCAGCGGCAGCGGCGUGUACAGCUUCUUCGGGAAGGGCAAGUACGAGGGCGACUGGGUGGACGGCAGGUACGACGGCUUCGGCGUCGAGAGCUGGGCGCGCGGCAGCCGGUACCGCGGCCAGUACAGGCAGGGCCUCCGUCACGGCCACGGCGUCUACCGGUUCUACAGCGGCGACUGCUACGCGGGCGAGUGGGCCGGCGGCCAGAGCCACGGCAUCGGCGCCCAGACCUGCUCCGACGGCAGCUCCUACGCCGGCGAGUUCAAGGGCGGCGUCAAGCACGGGCUCGGCUCCUACCAUUUCAGGAAUGGUGAUCGGUAUGCGGGGGAGUACUUUGCAGACAAGAUCCACGGUUUCGGUGUCUACACCUUUGCCAAUGGCCACAGUUACGAGGGCUCUUGGCACGAAGGGAAGAAGCAGGGGUUUGGGAUGUACUCGUUUCGGAAUGGUGAUGAGCGAGCAGGGGAGUGGGAUUCUGGAAUUCUCAAGAAUUCAAUGCCUCUGUCAGAUCCGGCUGUUCAGCGCGCACUACAGGCUGCUCGACGGGCAUCAGACUGCGCCGUUCACCUCCCAAGAGUGGAUGAGCAGGUGAACAAGGCCGUCAUGGCUGCAAACAGAGCAGCCACAGCUGCCCGAGUGGCUGCCAUCAAGGCAGUGCAGAACAGAAUCGAUGGCAAGCUCUGUUUCAUCGACGUUUGAAGUGCGUUCAAUCAAGAACUGUGCCCUUUCACUUGUAAACUGUACAUUAGCGUAGCGAAGAGCAGCAAUAACCAAUUGCUGAGGUUCGCGACCGGAGCAGCGCAACCGCUUGCUCCGUGUUGGAGAGAUCAGUAAGAUCGGCAGCCACCAAAGGGCUGAGCUGCUGUUGUCAAGAUCGUCGAGAGGUUCGCAUCGUCCUAGAUGGCUGAGAGCAAGGUGACCGUCUUCCUCGUCCUCCUUAUGCAGGCUGUAAAUUGUCAAUGGCGGUUGCCGGAGGCGGUGAUCUGUCAGUGGCUCUCUGUCUUUUGUUGCGCCCUGUUGUACUGUAUGUGCAUUGUACAUGUACUGUGCUCUCUUCCUCGGAUCAAAUGCUCCAAUGGCAAUUCUGGCCGGUUUGAACUUGUGGCGCCAUGUGUAGGGAUUCUCCAUUUGUAAUAGUACUUGGAUGAUGCACAUGGGUGACUGUAAUCUCUUGUGGCGCUGCAACAUGGAGACGCCUUGCUGCUAUCUUAUCUUAACAGCUUCUGAUCCAUUGAUCCA
This is a messenger RNA of Panicum hallii, 2296 nucleotides long. RefSeq lists its product as uncharacterized. The coding region runs from base 125 to 1756 and encodes 543 amino acids. NCBI's taxonomy places the organism in Eukaryota, Viridiplantae, Streptophyta, Magnoliopsida, Poales, Poaceae. The record is from RefSeq and is a predicted model, not a curated record. The transcript is spliced from 3 exons.